ACUUUCUUCUAAUGCCACACAAAACGACGCCAAGUCACAGAGACAAGGACAGUGCUGGAGUGUCGUAUAACUAAUAUUUUAUCAUUUUUAUUUUCUGAAGUUUCUGAGUCUGGAUUUAGAAUGAAGAUCCUCCUCAUCUUCAUCUUCUUCCUGACUCCCGUUGGUACUGAUGCUGUAACUAUAGUAACUGGAUACAGAGGAGGAUCAGUUCAGAUUAAAUGUUACUAUGAAUCUGGAUAUGAAGAUAACAACAAAUAUCUCUGCAGAGGUGAAUGUUCUUAUGUGGGGAAUAAAGACAUUCCUGUUAAAUCUGGAUCUCCUGCUGAAGACCCCAGAUUUUCUCUGUAUGAUGACAAAACAGCCCGAGUCUUCACCGUCAACAUCACUGAUCUGAGACCUGAGGAUGGAGGCAAUUUCUGGUGUUCGAUAGAGCGGACAUUGAAAGAUAUUUACACAGAGAUUCUAUUGCAGGUUAAAACAGUUGAUCCCACCAUGAGUUCUGUCUCACACACCACACACUUCACUCCAACCCAUGGGGACACGACACAUUCAGUAACAGAUAAGUUACUAACUUAUACUCUCCACAAAACCCCCAUCACUCCCUCAUCUCAGGGGUUCCAAACUUUACCUGUCAUCACUGCCGUGUCUGUUGUUCUCGUGCUGCUUCUCAUUGCCCUUUUAUUUACUGGACUGAUUCAGUGGAAAAAGAAGACCCAAGCCUCAUCUUCAUCCCAAUCCUUAAAAAGCUCCUCAAACCCCCGUGUGCUUCCAGCACCAGUCUAUAACUACGAGGAGAUUAAAGACAGCAGAUCUCUUUCUAACACAAUAUACUGCACUGCUCAGUUAUCCACAAACCUCCCUGACGGUUCUGAAACCAUUUACUGCAACACUGAAUUACCGACAACUACAACUGUUUAUUCUACAGCACAAAACCCACCAGAUUCUCCUGAUCAGGACUUCUACUCCACAGCUCAGUUACCCUCAGCAGUCAGUGCUACUUCACCAUCAGUGGUGAAAUCAGGUGAAAGUCCAGUGUAUGCAGCAGUGAGUUUUGAGACCAGCUCUUAUGGUGCAGCUCCAACAGCCAUCUACAAGAACAAGAGCAACUCCUGUGUUUAUGCUACUGUAAAUAGCUAGUUAGCAUUCAUCAGAAUGCUAAUCAUUCUGAGUUAUUUGUUCUUUUUAGCAGCCAUUAAUAUAUUAUAUUAUAUAUUAUACAUCAUACCACUUUAUUCAAUUCAAUUCAAAUUUAUUUGUAUAGCACUUUUAACAAUGUCAUUGUCUCAGAACAGCUUUACAGAACAUAAGAAACAAUACAAAAAUGUAAUAUACAAAGAUUAAUAUAAUACAAAAAUUUAAGAUUAAUGUUAGAUUUAUAUUUAAAUGUGUUAUAUUUAUCAAUGAACAAGCCUGAGGUGACUGAGGCUGUGGUGAGGAAAAAACCCUAGAAGGAAGAGGAAGAAUCCUUGAGAGGAACCAGACUGUAAAGUGAACCUCAUCCUCAUUUGGGUGACACUGGAGGGUGUGAUUAUAAAUAUACAGUCUGACAAUUGUGUAUUGUUAGGAGGUUGUUGUCCUCAAGACCACAUAUAGUUCAUAUCUCCUCUUAGAAUGUCUGAAUAUUUCAUAAAGCAGAGUCCAACUGGAGCUGGAACAUCUCUAGAUGCCUCGAUAUUCUCACAGGGUUGGUCUCAUCUCAGUGAAGGUCUGAAAUCUUCAUGAUACGGAACACAACAGGAGCUGGUAGAAUCUCUGGAUGCCUCAGGAAGGGUAGAAAGAGAGAAGCAUUGAAGAGGAAUUAGCAUAGCUGCUGUUCAUAAUAUUAACAAGCACUAGAUGAUAAUGUGCAUUUGGUCUGAUGUAAUAGUGCACAAUAUUAUGGGAUGUAUUAUGUGUACGUCUGACUAAAGAGAUGAGUUUUUAAUCUACAUUUAAACUGGGAAAGUGUGUCUGACCCCCGGACACUAUCAGGAAGACUAUUCCAGAGUUUGGGAGCUAAAUAAGAAAACGCUCUACCGCCUUUAGUAGACUUAGAUAUUCUGGGAACUACCAGAAGUCCUGAGUUUUGUGAUCUCAGAGAGCGUGAAGGAUUGUAACGUGUUAGAAGACUAGUUAGAUACAUGGGAGCUAAACCAUUAAGAGCCUUGUACGUAAGUAGCAGCAGUUUGUAAUCAAUUCUAAACUUAACAGGUAGCCAGUGUAGAGAUGAUAAAAUUGGGGUUAUAUGGUCAUACUUUCUUGUCCUAGUGAGAACUCUGGCAGCUGCAUUUUGGACUAACUGUAGCCUAUUUAUUAAAGAUGCAGGACAACCACCUAGUAAUGCAUUACAAUAGUCCAGUCUAGAGGUGUCAGGGAUCUGCACGGACUUUUGGCCAUGUGCGAUUGUUGUUGUUUUUGUCACGUGGCUGCCCCGCCUUCGUCUGCUCCUCCCUGUCUCCACACCUGUUCCCCAUUGUGUGUGAUUGUCCUUUUUGUAUUUAACUGAGCCACUUUGCUGAAUGCAGGGCAGAUUCAUUAGUUACGUUAGUCCCUGUGUAGUGUGGAUAUUUCUGUUUGUCCUCAUUAUUUAUUAAACCCCUUUCAUUUGAAGCUA
This is a messenger RNA of Tachysurus vachellii, 2593 nucleotides long. Its product is annotated as CMRF35-like molecule 6. The record is from RefSeq and is a predicted model, not a curated record. Lineage: Eukaryota; Metazoa; Chordata; Actinopteri; Siluriformes; Bagridae. The coding region runs from base 121 to 1137 and encodes 338 amino acids. The transcript is spliced from 7 exons.